Messenger RNA from Myiozetetes cayanensis, 676 nucleotides. RefSeq names its product ribosomal protein L37a (gene RPL37A). Gene Ontology annotation, molecular function: structural constituent of ribosome. Lineage: Eukaryota; Metazoa; Chordata; Aves; Passeriformes; Tyrannidae. The record is from RefSeq and is a predicted model, not a curated record. The transcript has 4 exons. Gene Ontology annotation, biological process: translation. The coding region runs from base 16 to 585 and encodes 189 amino acids. Gene Ontology annotation, cellular component: ribosome.
GGGGUGCUGGGGCUCAUGUCCCGCCUGGCUCUCACACUGGGCUCCAAAGUAUCACAGGACAGACCACACUGGCAUCGUCUGGUCCAACCUCGUUGCUCAAGCAGGGCCAGUGAGUCAGACCCAACAACCCCUCCGUGUGCUCUGCUCCGGGGGUCGCUCCCCGCCGUGUCCAGGGCCGCUCUCCCGUGCAGGGGGUGUCUCCCCGCGGGACCCGCCCGGGCCCGGCCCCUCCGCGUCACUUCCUCGGGCAGGGACCCGCCCGGACCUGCGCACGGGGCUCCCUCUCCGCGUCAGGGCCGGCACAAGAUGGCCAAGCGCACCAAGAAGGUCGGGAUUGUGGGUAAAUAUGGGACCCGUUACGGUGCAUCCCUUAGGAAAAUGGUGAAGAAGAUUGAAAUCAGCCAGCAUGCCAAGUAUACCUGCUCUUUCUGUGGCAAGACCAAAAUGAAGAGGAAGGCUGUGGGUAUCUGGCACUGUGGAUCCUGCAUGAAGACAGUUGCUGGUGGUGCCUGGACUUACAAUACCACCUCUGCAGUGACAGUCAAAUCUGCGAUCAGAAGACUGAAGGAAUUGAAGGACCAGUAGAAGCUACUUCCUGUUCUCCAUGUGAAACAUCUUUUUUUCCUAUUGUCAACAUCUGUCCUUUUAUCAAUAAAAGAGUGAUAAUGGAGUAGAA